AUCUCGCAUUAGCAUUAGCAGCAGCAGCAGCAGCAGCAGCAACAACUCAACGGUGGGACGAUGCAUCGGCAUAUGGAAGCCUGAAAUGCUCAGCUCGGCUAACUUGCUAGAGUGAACCUUGCUGUUCUCACCUCCAAUUUUCUUGCUCUAUUGCCGGGCUUCAUACGCUCGUUUGUUUGUUUGUUAACUUGCCCCGUUUGCUUCCUUUUUUCCCUUCCUUUCUUUUCCCUCUUUUGUAGCUUCCUUUUCCUUCCACUUGCUUCGAGUUAUUGCUCAUCGAAAUGUCUCAGAACACGUGUGCCAACCCAUUGUUUUUGGAGUGGGUCAAAGAAUGGUGGGAAACGGCCAAAGAGCGCAACUCGAAGGGUGUCACCACCUACAAGCACGCCUACGAUUCGCUCAAAGCUUGUCCCAUCGCCUUUGAGCACCCCGCGUCUCUUCAACAACUGAAGGGCUUCGGACCGAAACUGUGCGAGCGUCUUACCGAGAAGCUGAGGGCACACUGCGAGGAAAAUGGCUUGCCCAUGCCUCCUCAUCCAAACUCCAAGAAGCGAGCCGGCAGACCUGCAGCUGUCCAAAAUGGCGCUGAAGAAGAGUCCGAGCGGCCGGCAAAAAAGGCAAAGAAGGCCAAGCCAUACGUGCCAGCCUACCGCUCCGGGGCGUAUGCACUCAUCCUUGCACUCUCAAAGCCAGGCCAGGAGGUCGUAGGGAUGCCCAAGGCUGAGCUAAUACACGAGGCUCAGCCGUACUGCGACUCCUCGUUUACGGCGCCGAGCGAUCCUGGCAAGUUCUACACGGCAUGGAAUUCGAUGAAAACGCUGUUACAGAAGGAGCUGGUCUACGAGCGAGGCCGGCCUUUGAAGCGGUAUGCCCUGACGGAUGAAGGGUGGGAGGUGGCCAAGAGGAUACGGGAAACCGCUGUUCCCACCGCCACCGCCACUACCACUUCAAGUCUAUCCGCCGCAGCUUCCGGGUCCAGCAGACCAAAUGCGCUGCCUUCGAUGGCUCCGUCAACACUCCCUGAGCCCAUUACCAUCGACGAUGAUGGGGAGGACGACAAGGACGUCGCGUCUCCUCAACCACCGGGGGACUUGGAUUUCAAGAAUGUAGUGGCUGAUGGGGCCAUCGUAACUGGGGAUACGGCGCUGCCGAAUUUCACUCCCAUCAGGCUAGCUCCCGGCACCUUCACCGUGGAACUGCUCCUGGACAACCGGGAGAUCAGAGCUAAAACAGUCCGAGAGUACAUGCAGGAGGAGCUAGCAAAGCGAGGGGUAAAGCCUAUUGUGCGCUCUCUGGAGCUGGGAGACGCUCUGUGGGUCGCGCGGUGCAAACAGCCGGGCUGGCUGGCUCGUAUGGGCGCAGAAGGGGACGAGGUGGUGCUCGAUUGGAUUGUCGAGCGAAAGAGGCUAGAUGACCUUGUAGGCUCGCUCAAAGACGGCCGUUUCCACGAGCAGAAGUUCCGGCUCCGGCGGUCGGGAGUGAAGAACGUCAUCUACCUCGUGGAGGAGGUCAGGGUGGACGCGACGCAUUUCCAGAAGUAUGAGGAGGCGGUUCAGUCGGCCAUGGCGUCGAUGCAGGUGGUUGACGGCUACUUCCUGAAGCGGACGCAGAAAAUGGACGACACAAUCCGGUAUCUGGCGUCUAUGACCAAGAUGCUCAAGUCAGUGUACGAGGCCAAGACGCUGUACGUGAUACCUACGAGCGUCCUGACUACCAAGAACUACCUGCCUCUGCUGAAGCACCUCCGCGAGACGCGACCAUCGGCCAGCCAUCACAUCAGCUAUCCGGCGUUUGCUUCGCUCGCUUCCAAGUCGCAGAACAUGGCACUGCGGGACCUGUUUCUGAAAAUGCUGAUGUGCACCAAGGGCGUGACCGGAGAGAGGGCGAUCGAAAUCCAGAAAGUCUGGAAGACGCCCUACGACUUUGUCAAGGCCUUUGAGCAUUGUGGGCCGGGCGAGGAGGGAAAGAGGCGCAAGAUGGACCUUGUUGCCAAUAGGCUAGGGCAUCUUGUCGGGCGGAAGAAGAUAACCAAGUCCGUGAGCCAGAAGCUGGCAGAGGUAUGGGGCGAGGCAUGAUGUAUUGAACAUGUACUCUUCCUCGUAGAGAUUUGAUCACACACGGUUAUCUAGAUACCCAAUCAUAACAGCCAAAUGUCAAU
This is a messenger RNA of Thermothelomyces thermophilus ATCC 42464, 2158 nucleotides long. RefSeq lists its product as uncharacterized. Lineage: Eukaryota; Fungi; Ascomycota; Sordariomycetes; Sordariales; Chaetomiaceae. Gene Ontology annotation, biological process: resolution of meiotic recombination intermediates; double-strand break repair via break-induced replication; mitotic intra-S DNA damage checkpoint signaling. Gene Ontology annotation, cellular component: nucleus; Holliday junction resolvase complex. Gene Ontology annotation, molecular function: crossover junction DNA endonuclease activity; DNA binding; 3'-flap endonuclease activity. The record is from RefSeq and is a predicted model, not a curated record. The transcript has a single exon. The coding region runs from base 282 to 2075 and encodes 597 amino acids.